CCCGUUUAAAAAAAAUGCUCACCUCAAAUCCCGCACUUUUUCUCUCUCGUCUCUUCACAAUAACUACCGAAACAGACGCCAAAAAAAACGCUCAUCAGUUUCCUCUUCUAAUGCUCUCGCCCUCUCUGUCACAAUGGCCGAUCUCAUAGAAACUUUGGCAUGCGCCCCCUCCACGGGACGUGGUCGAGGAAUUCUAAUCUCCGGCGAUCCCACCAACUCUAUUCUCUACACUAAUGGGAGAUACGUUAUAAUCCGUUACCUCGACAACCCUCUAAAAUUCCACCUCUAUGGCGAGCAUGGAUACCCUGUCACCGUUGCCCGCUACUCCCCGAACGGUGAGUGGAUCGCAUCUGUCGACGUCUCGGGCACUAUGAGGAUCUGGGGUGCCCAUAAUGAGUUUGUGCUGCAAGAAUUUCGUGUCCUAUCGGGUCGGAUCGACGAUUAGCAGUGGUCGCUCGAUAUGUUGAGAAUUGUUGCUUCCGGUGACGGCAAGGGAAAGUCCUUCGUCAGUGCUUUUAUGUGGGAUACAGGCAGUACUGUAGGAGAUUUUGAUGGGCACUCACGGCGGGUUUUAAGCUGUGCAUUUAAACCUACAAGGCUGUUCCGAAUUGUCACUUGUGGAGAGGAAUUCAUAGUGAACUUCUAUGAAGGUCCACCCUAGAAGUUCAUGCUCUCCCACAGGGAGCAUUCCAAUUUUGUCAAUUGUGUUAGAGUUUCACCAGACGGCAGCAAAUGCAUUAGUGUAGGCUCAGACAAGAAGGGCAUAAUAUACGAUGGGAAGACAGUGGAUGAUGGUCAUACAUCCAGCAUCUAUGCUAGUUGUUGGAGUCCUGAUAGCAAACAAGUACUUACUGUCUCGGCUGACAAGACCGCAAAGAUAUGGGAAAUUUCUGAGAAUGGUUGUGGGAAUGUGAUAAAAACUUUGGCAUUUCCUGCUUCUGGUGGAGUUGAUGAUAUGCUGGUUGGAUGUCAUUGGCAAAAUCAUCAUCUUGUUAUUGUUUCCCUUGGUGGCACAAUUCACUUAUUUUCUGCUAGUGAUCUUGAUAAAGCUCCUGUAUCUUUUUCUGGACGCAUGAAAAAUGUCAAUGCAUUAACAGCUGUCCAGGGUCCAAAGUUGGUUCUGACAAACAGCUAUGAUGGACACAUUUUUAAGUGGACUCAAGGUCAUGGGUACAAGGGUAGACUAGAGAGGAAAGAUAAUGCUUUAGUUAAACGUUUAGUAGCUGUUGAACAAGAGGUUAUUACAUCUGGAUUUGACAACUAUUUGUUUCAUUCACCUCAGGUUCAGAGAGUUCCUCUAAAUGGGGAUGAAUGUGGAGCAGCAGAGCAGGUUAAUAUUGGCAGUCAGCCUAAGGAAUUGAGCCUUGCCAUUGAUUCCCCCGGACUAGUCUUGGUUUCAACUGAUUCAGGAGUUGCCUUGCUUAAAGGUCUGAAAGUAGUGUCAAACAUCAGCCUUGGAUUUAUGACGGCAUCUGUUAUUGCACCCGAUGGAAAUGAAGCAAUUGUGGGUGGCCAAGAUGGUAAGUUGCAUAUAUAUUCGGUUUCUGGCGAUAAUCUUACUGAAGCAGCAGUCCUGGAGAAGCAUAGAGGUGCAAUCAGUGUAAUACGAUAUUUGCCAGAUUUCUCCAUGUUUGCCUCAGCCGAUAUAAAUCGUGAAGUUGUUGUUUGGGAUCAUGUCUCCAAGGAGGAAUUUAUAGCUACAUGUAUGCUCUUGCUAAUCAUACUGUCUUUAAAGCAAGCAUACAUGCUGCAACAGGAGUUGAGAAUUGUGAGCCAUGGCCGUGUAAAUGAAUAUUUAAGUUGCUUCAUCCUCCAAUACCAUGUGGCUUGAUUUAGGGCAUAUGUCUUACCCAAGCUAUGAAGACAUAGGAUUAAAGGUUUAUUGUUCAAUUGGGGUUAAACCAGUAUGUUAUUCAUAAAUGUUGAAUUUAUGUUGUCCAAAUAAUAAUUUUUAUAAAUUAAUAGUGAUAUAUUAAGUUA
Hevea brasiliensis (rubber tree) is the source of this 1980-nucleotide messenger RNA. RefSeq names its product actin-interacting protein 1-2. Gene Ontology annotation, biological process: positive regulation of actin filament depolymerization; actin filament depolymerization. Gene Ontology annotation, cellular component: cortical actin cytoskeleton. NCBI's taxonomy places the organism in Eukaryota, Viridiplantae, Streptophyta, Magnoliopsida, Malpighiales, Euphorbiaceae. Gene Ontology annotation, molecular function: actin filament binding. The record is from RefSeq and is a predicted model, not a curated record.